Molecule: messenger RNA, 2120 nt
Organism: Aspergillus novofumigatus IBT 16806
Lineage: Eukaryota; Fungi; Ascomycota; Eurotiomycetes; Eurotiales; Aspergillaceae
Product: D-arabinose 1-dehydrogenase (NAD(P)(+)) ARA2
Exons: 1
Coding region: 412-1779 (455 amino acids)
Biological process (GO): dehydro-D-arabinono-1,4-lactone biosynthetic process
Cellular component (GO): cytosol
Molecular function (GO): D-arabinose 1-dehydrogenase [NAD(P)+] activity
Source: RefSeq, a predicted model, not a curated record
AUACUGCCAGCAGAAGUCUUCCAUCUUCCAUCUUCCAAGAUCUCCCAACCUCUGAUAAUUCUAGAUCCGAUCGAUUAUGUAUAGUCGAUUGGCCAUGAAGUCCAUCCGGGCUGAUCUAAAUCAAGCACUAAUCGGACCCAGCCCAUGGCGCCAUUCCCUCUAAGGUGGACAUCCGCCCCACGGGUUGGAAAUCAAUUCCAGAAUAAUAAUGGCUCGCCUUCGCGUCCCUCCUAACAAGUAUUUCUUUCUUUCUAUCUCCACGAUUGAUCACUGGCUUGUUGAUAGUCUCGUCAGUGAAAAUUGCAGCGCAUUGCUCUUACCUCAAAGAACUCUGUGAAUUGCUUACAAGUGGCAAUCGCAGUCAUGGGGCGUCCCUCUGUCCCUCUGUCGGCGGAUCUUCCGCCACUCAUUAUGGGCACCGCGACCUUCAAUUCUCAGUACAACCAGGAUCCAUACGCCCUCCCCACGACGGAACUAGUUCAUCGUGCUCUCUCGAACGGUGUCCGCGCUUUCGAUACGUCCCCAUAUUACGGCCCAGCCGAGGAGCUUCUUGGUCGUGCUCUGGCUACUGAUUACAUUCGCUCGAAUUUCCCCCGUCAUACAUACCGAUUGCUCACCAAAGUGGGCCGAGUGGCAGCCUCUUCCUUUGACUAUUCUCCGAAAUGGGUGAGGUACAGCGUGAAGCGAAGUCUGCGCCGCCUCCAUACCGAUUACUUGGAUGUGGUCUACUGCCAUGAUGUUGAAUUCGUGAGCCCCGAGCAGGUCCUCGAGGCGAUUCGAGAGUUGCGCCGCAUACGCGAUACCGAAGGCACUAUUCGCUACGUUGGCAUAUCGGGAUACCCUGUGGAUGUACUGUGCGACCUUGCAGAAUUGGUCUUGCGCGAGACAGGCGAGCCACUCGACGCGGUGCAGUCAUACGCCAAUUUCACACUCCAGAAUACCCGACUGCUCACCCAGGGUCUCCCUCGGUUAGUGGCCGCCGGCGUGGACGUGAUUCCCAAUGCGUCGCCGUUAGGUAUGGGCCUUCUACGGCGCAAGGGUGUGCCCAUUGGAAGCAUGGGCGAUUUUCACCCCGCUCCAGACGGUCUUCGGAAAGCCAUUCGCAGUGUGAGCGAGUGGGUCGAUGCUCAAGGAGAGAAACUCGAGGUGAUUGCCAUCCGCUUCGCUCUCGAGUCGUGGCUCCACGACGGUGCUAAGGCUGGGGCUCUAGGCCCGCCUCUUGCGCGGUCCCCCGGCGCUGAUCCUGGAUUCCUCUCCGUCGCCCACAUGGGAACGGGCGAGCGGCUAGGUGUCAGCGUGAUGGGUGUAAGCAAUAUAGAGGAACUGAACGAGACAUUGCGCGUUUGGCGCAGCGUUGUCGAUGGACUGGAGAACCAGGACAACGAGGAAGAUGCCAGCGAACAUGCUCAGGCCGCUGCUAUACCUACCGCAUCCCAAGCGCCAGCCAUCCUCACGCCAUCUGAAGGAGUCAUCACCGACCGUGCUUGGUCCAAAUCGCGUCGCAGUCGCAUCUUGUCCCUCGCUCAAGGCAUCCGGUCCAUUCUUGGCCCGCAAUGGGUGGACUAUACAUGGCCCAGCCCUGGCCCAGAUUUUGUUAACUCGCAGCCCGCCGAGCAUCUCGCUCUCCUAGAAAAACUUGAUAUCGAAACGGCCGGCUCGAAAACUCAGAAUGUUGGUUUGGUUACCGGAAAGCAGGACGAGCCUAUGGUAACACCCCCUUUGGACGCGGUGGACAAGCAGAUACCCUUUGGCACAAUGCCAUCCAAUGUUGCUUUAUGAUAUUUUUCUUUUUGACAUUAUGACCCAUGAUGAGUGCACACCUUGAUAGAAUUCAUAGGGGAAAGGUAUACAAAGGGUCUCUUCUCGGACCUUUCACGAGGUAUUAUCGACUUCCUCUGCUUUUUGAUUCGGAAGCACCGUUUUAUUCAUCCCUUUGUCUUAUAGACGUCUUCCCAAAGGACAAAUAAAUUCUUGGCAUGUGUGUCAGUCUGAAUCAGUAUUCCCCCGAAUCAUCCUCUCCAAGCAAUCGCAUAUAGCGCUUCCUUGAUGAGAAAGAGGUGGAAGGGAAUUUUGCAAAACGGAACGGAGGCGAGUGCAUCUCUGUAACCUGUAGCAUUUCG